UCCUCCUGGGUGAGACAGACUUGUGCUGGGCUGUGGAUCUGCUCAGAGCGCGGCAGUCUCUCCGCGGAUCAGGACUCCAGGUGUUUUACGCACGGAAGGAGGAUUAGAUCACCUGGAAAUGCUGGCAUCGUGAGCAGGAGGAUCGAGCAGUUUCCCUCUGAAGUCUGCGGGAAUAUUGUGUUAUUUUGAAAGACAGCAUCUUGUAAACGCGGGAGGACACCAGUCCAGCAGAAUGAAGGGAUUUACACCUUGUUUGAGCGUGAUUUGUGCCGCGCUGCUGUUGGCCACCGUGACUGGAACCAAGUUAAAUGUACCGCGACUGAGACUCUCCUAUAAAGACCUGCUGUCCACCAACCGCUCGUCCAUCUUCAGCGGACAUCACGGCCAGCUCUCUCUGACCGCCGUCUUCCUGGACGAGUACCGCGACCGACUCUUCCUGGGAGGGAAAGACGUCCUGUACUCUCUGCUGCUGGGACCCACCAGCAGCGAGUCCAAAGAGAUCUACUGGCCUCCUUUACCUGGAAACAGAGAGGACUGCAUCCAGACGGGGAAGGAACCGCAGACCGAAUGCGCCAACUUUGUUCGCCUCCUGCAGCCCUACAACCGGACUCACCUGUUGGCCUGCGGUACCGGAGCCUUCCAGCCCAUGUGUGCCUUCAUCUCUGUAGGCCACAGAGGAGAGCAUGUCUUCACCAUGGACCCUCUGAACGUGGAGAACGGACGAGGAAAAGUUCCUCAUGAUCCCAGCUUCCCCUUCGCCAGCACCUUCAGCGGUGGUGAGCUGUACACCGGACUGACGGCAGACUUCCUGGGCAGAGACUCGGUGAUCUUCAGGAGUAUGGGGGGACGUUCCACCAUGAGGACGGAGACGGACCAGAAGCUCCUUCAUGAUCCCAAGUUCAUCGCCGCCCACCUCAUCCCAGACAACGAUGACCGAGACAACGAUAAAGUCUACUUCUUCUUCACAGAGAAGGCCACCGAGGCGGGAGACCGGGAGGGAGCCAUUCACACCCGAGUGGGACGAGUGUGUGCGAAUGACGUUGGAGGCCAGAGAGUUCUGGUGAACAAGUGGAGCACCUUCAUCAAAGCCAGGCUGGUGUGUUCUGUUCCCGGACCUCACGGUAUCGACACACACUUCAACCAGCUGGAGGACGUGUUCCUGCUGAGGACCAAAGAUGAGAGGAACCCAGACGUCUACGCCGUCUUCAGCACCAUCAGUAACGUGUUCCAGGGCUUUGCUGUGUGUGUUUACCGCAUGGCCGACAUCAGAGAGGCCUUCAACGGACCGUUUGCUCAUAAGGAGGGUCCAGACUACCAGUGGGGGGCUUAUGAAGGCCGAGUCCCUUAUCCGAGGCCAGGCGUGUGUCCCAGUAAAAUCACCAACCAGCCGGGGAAAGAGUUCGGCAGCACCAAGGACUUCCCUGAUUCGGUGCUGCAGUUUGCUCGGAGCCACCCGCUGAUGUGGCGGCCGGUGUUUCCCGCCCUGCGCCAACCUGUGCUCGUCAAAGCCAACAUUCCUUACAAGCUGAAACAGAUCGUGGUGGACCGGGUGGAGGCAGAGGACGGGCACUAUGAUGUCAUGUUCAUUGGCACAGAUGUUGGUACCGUUCUGAAGGUCAUCGCUCUGCACAGUGGAAACAGUCUGGAGACAGAAGAGGUCACACUGGAGGAGCUUCAGGUCUUUAAGGUUCCAACUCCGAUUACAUCACUGGACAUAUCUGUGAAAAGGCAAGCCCUGUACGUGGGCUCUCCAGCGGGUGUUGCUCAGGUGAAGCUGCAUCGCUGUGAGACGUACGGUAAAGCCUGCGCUGAGUGCUGCCUGGCCAGAGAUCCGUACUGCGCCUGGGACGGAUCGUCCUGCUCCAGAUACGUUCCCAACAGCAAACGCCGCUUCCGCAGACAAGACAUCCGACAUGGAAACCCAGCGGUGCAGUGUGUGGAUCAGAAUCUGAGCGACCUGGAUGUGACCGAGGACAAGAUGGUUUACGGGACGGAGAACAACAGCACCUUCCUGGAGUGUGUUCCUCGAUCUCCUCAAGCUUCUGUCUCCUGGUUGGUCCAACGUGACGACCGUAAGGACGAGGUGAAGCUGGAUGAUCGUGUGAUGUCUACAGACCAGGGUCUUCUGUUCCGUCGUCUCUUCCAUCAGGACGAAGGCGUUUACAUCUGCCGCUCCAGAGAGCACGGCUUCACCCAAACCCUGGCCCGCCUCACCCUCCAAGUCCUCCCGGGGGAGACGGUGGACGAGCUCAUGGCCCGAGACAACGCAGGCCUCUCCGACUCGUUUAAAGACCGGUCUGGAGGAAGCUACCGGGCCUGGAUGCCUUGCAGCUCGUACAGCAGAGGCGCUUCAUCGAGCCAGAUGAGCCAGUCGCGUUCAUGGUUCAAGGACAUCAUCCAGCUCAUCGGACCGUCCAACCUGCCCCACGUGGAGGAUUACUGCGAGAGGAUGUGGUGCAACGACAAGCUGAGGAGGAAGCACAAGAGCAUGCUGGAGAAAUACCGCCAGGCCCAGGAGAGCGCCAGGAAGGCUCGAAGCAAGAGCUCUGGAGAACGCAACCGGACACCACGAGAUCUACGAGCACAGGAGGGCUACUGAAGAGAAAAGGAGGAAGUGGAACAAAAGGAACUGAAAGUGGAAAAAGAGACGAUGAUUAUGGUUCAAGAAAAGCUCAACGGGGCGGCAUGAAAGAACUUCGUAGUGGCUGGAUCCGUCUUACUCAGAUCUGUAAGAAUAAAAUAGAUGUUUUGACCAUUAAACAGGAUCAUUAUUAGUGUAUAAAGUUCUAGAAAAUACUCUUGAGGAAAGCACAACUUGAUUUAAAAGGCGCCUGAAUGCAGACAGUACGUAAGGGGUUUAAGUUCUGAUGAAAAUGGUGUAUAAAGUGAUGUGUGCAGGUGGAGGUUCACGCUGUCCCCGCUGAAAAAGACAGAUGUGUUCAUUUGUCUGGAAAGACGAAUGCAACAAGAGACUGCUGAACUGAACAGGUCGCUGCAGACGUGACGACUGAUGAAGAGAAGAGGAUGCUUUCUAAAGUCCUGAUUACCAAGGACUGCUUCCUCUCACUUUUUGUGCUUGUGUAGUUCUAUUAUCACUGAAAUGAGACACUAACUUUAAUUUCUGGAGUCAUUCUUCACUGAGCGACCCUGACAGAAACAGAAACACCCGCCGGCUGAUUUUACUGACAGCACACUCGCUUUCAUCCAUCAGAAUGUUCUUUGUCUUCUCGGACUUGUUCACACACUUCUUUCCAUGACUUCUUUGGAUGCGUUUCACUGCAAUCACUGGACUCAUUUCCUUCCCACUUUGCCUUUAAUGGCCCGUGUCUCUUAGCUCAGAUUUAUUAUGAAAUGUUCACAUUUGACUGCUGCUCUUCAGUGACUUUGCAGUGUAUUUAUGAGAGGAACCAGCGAAGCACACAGGUUUAGACACUGAUCUUCCAUUAUGCAUUGACACUCUCUCUCUUACAUAAGCUAGCUCUAACUGGACUCACAAUGAGACGACUGUUGAUGGUUCAACAGAUUAAACUGCUUUAUUUUUACUCCAGUGGGCUGAACUUUCCAUCAAACACCAGCUAGAAGUCCCUUCUAUCCAGUCCUUAGAAGGGAUAUUUCACAAAGGCUUUUAGGUUUUUAAUGCUUGUGGUUACAGACAAUCUCCAGUUUUUGCUAUCUUUAUCUUGAGGAACCCAGAGAGCUUCAGCAGACAGAAACUGGACUUCUGUUUCUGGUCCAGUUGUCUUCUCCUGAAGCUGUUGGGACUUUCUUGUCCUCGAUGACUGAGGAUCUACGUCUGACUCAAAGAAAGGGACAUUAAACUCAAUCCAGCAGGGAAAGUCAACGCUUUCUUGAUUAGUUAAUUUUUCAUACUUGUUUUAAUUACCCAGCUUAUUGUUUAGUAUUUAAAGGGCCAGAAAACUGUCAAAACUUACCGGAGUCCAAGGACACAUUUCAAAUUCUUGUUUUCUUUCCCAGCAAUGAUCUAAAAAAAAAAAAACAGCCACUAGAAGAAAUUCUACAAGCCGACCUCACCUCACACUUUAAUCAUCCACUAACUCAUUUUCCCACAGUUCCUCUGUGAGCCCAAGCGUUCCAGAGAUAAUAAGAGGACAAUGGAAGGGUCGAGUGUAAAUACGAGUUCUAAGAUGGUUUAUGGUCUGAACACCGUAUAAUCCACACGGCUAUUGUCUCCAGCUUUGUUGUAGAAAUAAUACUUUCAUGGUUCAGGAGAACAUUCUCUUCCAAAUGAACAGGUGGAAAAAAAGAAAAGAGGAGAUGGAGGAUGUAUGUGAGCAGUGGAGGGACUGGAAGUGAAAAUUAAACUGAGAGGAUCGUACAUGGAGGGGAAACUGAAGCAACACGUUCUCCAAAUUAUGCUCAAAUAUGAAGUCCUACAGAAGGACACAUGGACCAGCAGGAAGCCACAGAGCUGCAGCACAUCUGUUCAAAAUAAACCAGUUUACUGAUUCCACACUGUUCAGGUUUGAUUAUUUCAACAACUAAACGUCUUAGUGUGCUGCAGAGGAAGACCAGUUUGAGCCAUUUUCAUCAUUUUUACAAUAAUCUCUUGGUUAGAUAGAAAUGAAAUGGUUACAGUAUAUAAACACAUGCUGACUGUUGGAAUAAAAUGAGAAUUCAAUGUUUUCAUAUUUGACUUGUUGUCCAAAUUCUCCACAGUCAUUAGUCGUAUAAACGGGCCAGCAGAACCCUGUUAUGAUCACUGAGGCCGUUAGAACACGGACACCUCAAACUAAACAUGUUUUUGGACAGUUCACCUCUUUUCUUUUCUCAGAAAUCUUAAAGGAGGAAAAACAGGAACAGUAGAAUGAGAAGUGAUUAACAUGUUUGGAGGUUUUGGAACAAAACAGAUUAAAAACUCAUCAGCAGAAGUGUCGAUACAGUUGAUUUAUUUUAGACCGAUUCUUUCAAAACAUGGGAUGUUGAAUUUCAAAUGCAUGACGAAAGCUUGGCUUCAGGAUUCAUUUACAUCAGAGGAGUCCAGGUUCCACAUUCAGUUCCUCUGUUUUAGUGCAAAAAAUACUUUCUGAAUAUGUUCACAUUUAAGGAAUUAUUUGUUUCCAAAACAUCAUGAACAACCUGAAAUCUAUGAAGAAAAAUAAGUUCAGUUUCAUCAACAUUCAUCCUCAGUUUAUCAUUUCCACAUCACAACUUCCAGAUCACAGAGAGUCUACAAAGAAACACAACAUUUAGUCACCUGGAGCUGAACCAUGGAGGAUUUACUGUAAAAAAGACAAAAAACAACAAAUAAAGGACAAAAUAUUAUAAAAAUGAGACACAAACCACAAAAGCAAGAAACAAAAAAUGAGUGCGACAUGAAGCAGUAUAAAAAUUAGAGCAAAAACGAUUCCCAAAACAAUGAAUAAAGAAAAACACUUAAUGACAGAAAUGAGACAAAAAAAAACAAGCUGGAAAAAAGGAAACAACAAAAACAGAAGAGGAAUGACGGAAGUCAGACAAAAAGCAACAAAAAUAUGACUAUAAAUAUGACAAAAAUGAGACACAAACGACAAAAGAAUAAAGAACAAUCUAGUAUUUUAUGAUCCAAACAACUUGUCAUGUUCUAGAGAUGAUUUUAAAUUUAUAGUUUUACUAAUUUACAAUCUGCAGUUAAUGUCUUCUCUGGAAUUUUUACUCUGAGUCUCUAACUUCACUGAGUCGUUCAGGAAUUGGACAGCAGCUCUGAUGACCUCGUUAAGCCCAUGUGCUGCAGAUGUGUGACUCGUUACUGACUUCAGGUUUCUGCUCGAUGAUCCACCUUCAGUCUGCAGCUGAACCUCAUCAUUUCUAAUGUGGCGCAUGCUUGGUUUAGAGAUGUGUGUUGGUGCCACACAUGCUUACUGAAGGACUGAAAUGUAAGAAAUGUUACACACUGCAUUUAUGUUUUUAUUCAGUGUGUAUAGAACAUGUAGCUCCAGGUAAACUCAACGUUCUUCACAGCAACAAAUCAUGAAGCGUUAAACUCUAGAGCAGCGGUGUCAGACUCAUUCUGGUUCAGGUCCACAUCUCCAGUGGGCCGGACCAAUAAAAUCACAGCAUAAUAACCACAACUCUGAAUUUUUCUCUUUGUUUUAAUGCAAUAAAUGUUCACAUUUUUCACUGGUCUGCUUAGUUCCAGUUCUCAGAGCACAGAGACCCGUAAUAAUAAUAAUAAUAAUAAUAAUAAUAAUAAUAAUGUCUACAUUAAAUCCUCCUGAACAGCAGCUGCUCCUGCUAAAACAUGGAGGACGUCUAUGAAUAAAUGAGCUCCUGAACGGUGUUUCUAUUCUGGGAUUCCUCUCAUUGUUUAGAAUCAGGCGGGAUAACGCUGAUGAACUCUGCAGCGUUUUCUGACCUUCAUGGUGUGUGAACGUUUCCCAGAGGAGAAAAAAGAGAAACCAGACGAGUGCAGACAGGAAUUAAGUUCUUUUUACAUUCUGCUGUAAGAAUCCUAUGAAGGCUGCAUUAUAAAUCCCUAACAAACAGAUUUUCCACCAUUCAUCACCCUGUAAACAUAAUCAGACAGUUUUAUUCCUGUUAGUGCAGCACAUGUUUAACUCAGAGUUUAUUUUCUCAGUUUGCAGAGCGUGACAUUGGAUAAUAGACCAAAACUUGUGAUGUUUUCUCUAAAAAUAUUGCUUCUAAUGUAUUGUUGAACUAAGAAAAUGAUGGGAUGGCAGGGUAACAAAGCUAUAAACUAAACAAUAAAAGUAGGUUUUUCUGAGCAUUUCAUAUUUUUAUGUUGAUGAAUAAGAAAGUUUAGCGGUUGUAGUUUAAAGUGUGAAUAUCUGAACAAACAAGCUUCCAUUUGACAACAAAAAGUCAUAAGAUGGAGCCGCCAGAGCAAACGCUGACACUUUUUUUUCUUGUUUGACGUGUAAUUUGUAUGUUUAUUUGAACAUAUGUGGAAUCAGUAGUUCAGACAGAAAUGUGCCAAAACGUGUGCACGUUCAGAAACAAUGUAAAUCAUCCAGUGCAGCUUCAGUUGUGCACGGAGGGUGUUGUGGUUUGCAUGUGGCUUUGAUAUUUUCUACCUAAUCUGAUGACGUCCUGUAGCUCGUCGUGUUCAGUUUGUCUUUUUGGAUUCAGAGCAUCAGCUGUAGCGUCUGAUGGAUCCCAUCUUCUAACGAGGAUCCAAACACUCACUCAAUGACAGCAGCUGAUUCCACUGACGAGCUGCUCCUCCUGAUUGGCUGUUUGCUCGUUAAGAGAAGUCUGCACACGCUCAGAUCACCACAGCGAGUCUAUAUAGCCCAGACUGGAGCUGCAGCCCCAGGGGGAAUAGAAAAGGGAAGGUUGUGGCGCUACUUAAGGUUUAUCUGCGACUCUAAUGCCCAGAAACCUGCCAGCAGUUCAACGUGCACAUAAUUUGAUCCUGAAAGGUUCAACAAGCAGAAAUGAGUGGAGAGGUUAGAAGCAGGGUGGAAUAAUGGACAAGAACAAUCCAAACUGAGUUUAGAAUGGUUUCUGGUCCAGCCCAGAUACAGAGUCACAGUGUUCUUAAAAACCCAGAAAUGUUGAAGCCACUCUUGUCAAACUAGUGAAGCUGGUUAAGUUAGUCCAAACCCUUCAGCUGAACUACAGACUUUAGGCUGAAAAAAUCCAGAAUCCUUGAACUGUCCCAUCAUGUUGUGGUCUCUGACAGAGCCUAAUUUAAAUGUGUAUUUAUUAGUGUUUUUCUACUGUGCAUGCUAUAAACCCUGUAUGCUAUUUAACACUAUUAAAGUUGCUGAUUUUAAACAUGGA
Acanthochromis polyacanthus (spiny chromis) is the source of this 7743-nucleotide messenger RNA. RefSeq names its product sema domain, immunoglobulin domain (Ig), short basic domain, secreted, (semaphorin) 3bl (gene sema3g). The transcript has 16 exons. The record is from RefSeq and is a predicted model, not a curated record. Gene Ontology annotation, biological process: semaphorin-plexin signaling pathway; axon guidance; negative regulation of axon extension involved in axon guidance. Gene Ontology annotation, molecular function: semaphorin receptor binding; chemorepellent activity. Lineage: Eukaryota; Metazoa; Chordata; Actinopteri; Pomacentridae. The coding region runs from base 233 to 2599 and encodes 788 amino acids.